Molecule: messenger RNA, 309 nt
Organism: Prorocentrum cordatum
Lineage: Eukaryota; Dinophyceae; Prorocentrales; Prorocentraceae
Source: the annotation of a GenBank genome assembly
AUGCUUUCUUCAAAUGUGUCAGCAUCCAUGUUUCACACCCGUCCUCUUUCCUUUAUGCACAUUGAGCUUUUGCUACCCCUGCUCAUGUGCUUGCGCACGCGCUCGCUCACCAAAAAACAUGUUCUCCGCAUGGAUUGGUUGCGAGUCAGCUGCGCAUCCACCACGCUCAUCUUCGGUGGCUCCCUACAUUUCCUGUCCCGCAUGGUGACGUCCUUCCAAGUGCGCGCAUCAAGCGCCUGGACGGUUUCGAUCUGGCCUUGGUUGGCGGGCAAGCGCUGCCUGCGGCACGGGUGCUUCUGCCAUCAGUGA